AUGUCCGUCUCAAUCCCCAUCCGGCCAGCAAUCCGCCAUUUCUCUGUCCGCCGCCCGCCACCAGACACUCGCACAUCCAGAUUCGUUGCCAGUUCCUGUCUUGUCUCCGCAGUCCUUCUCCCUUUUGUACCUCCGGCACUGGAGAGCUUCCGCGAAAAGAACAAAACUUAUUCGAACAAGUGA
Messenger RNA from Aspergillus fumigatus Af293, 183 nucleotides. RefSeq lists its product as uncharacterized. The record is from RefSeq and is a predicted model, not a curated record. Lineage: Eukaryota; Fungi; Ascomycota; Eurotiomycetes; Eurotiales; Aspergillaceae. The coding region runs from base 1 to 183 and encodes 60 amino acids. The transcript has a single exon.